AUGGCCAAUGCCCUCUGGGACGCCAGGGCCAUCUCCUAUCAAGGAUGUGCUGCACAGGUCUUUUUCUUUCUCUUCUUUAUAGCAGCAGAAUUUUCUGUUCUUACUCUCAUGGCCUACGACCGUUACGCUGCCAUCUGCAAGCCCCUGCACUACGGGAGCCUCGUGGGCAGCAGAGCUUGUGGCCAGAUGGCAGCAGCUGCCUGGGGCAGUGGCUUUCUCAAUGCUGUGCUGCACACAGCUAAUACAUUUUCCCUGCCCGUCUGCCAAGGUAAUGAGCUUGAUCAGUUCUUCUGUGAGCUUCCUCAGAUCCUCAAGCUCUCCUGCUCAGAGUCAUUCCUCAGGGAGGUUGGGCUUAUUGUAGUUAGUGUCUGUUUAGCAUUUGGUUGUUUUGUGUUCCUUGUGCUGUCCUAUGUGCAGAUCAUCAGGGCCGUGCUGAAGAUGCCCUCUUCUCACGGCCGGCACAAAGCCUUUUCCACGUGCCUCCCUCACCUGGCCGUGGUCUCCCUGUUUGUCAGUACUGGCAUGUUUGCCUACCUGAAGCCCCCCUCCAUCUCCUCCCCAUCCCUGGACCUGGUUGUAGCAGUUCUCUACUCUGUCAUUCCUGCUGCCUUGAACCCCCUCAUCUAUAGCAUGAGAAACAAGGAGCUCAAGGAUGCAUUGAGGAAACUCUUUGGAUACAUUUCUUCAUCAUUAAUAAUGGGCGCAAAGUCCUAA
Molecule: messenger RNA, 714 nt
Organism: Cygnus atratus (black swan)
Lineage: Eukaryota; Metazoa; Chordata; Aves; Anseriformes; Anatidae
Product: olfactory receptor 14C36-like
Exons: 1
Coding region: 1-714 (237 amino acids)
Biological process (GO): G protein-coupled receptor signaling pathway
Cellular component (GO): membrane
Molecular function (GO): G protein-coupled receptor activity; olfactory receptor activity
Source: RefSeq, a predicted model, not a curated record